CGCAUACUCACUGUUUGGUAUCUUCGGCGUCCAUCUACCUGUCAUUUAUGGGGAGAAGAAGCAAAAUGCACUUGGGAGACUCUUGCAGGAGAUCGUGGCUCAGUCGGGCGACAUCAGUGCCCUGGACUGGGUCGGACGACCAUCCGAGUUCAAUAGCUGUCUGCCGGCUGACCUCACUUCAUACGAAGCUCCGCCAUGCACCCUGCCAUCUCUGUCCGAGGAUGAAAUUCAAACAUCGAUCUCCUCACUCCGACACAUUGGGGCUGAGCAUUUGGCAUUGCAAAUUUACGACCAACUUUACAACAUGAGCUCGCCUCGUUUCGCGUACCGCAGACUGUAUCUGCCAUGCAUCACAUUCCGUGUCACAGAACUCAGACGGAGAGUCGGUAUACACGAGGAGACCAUCAGCUAUGGGGUCAAGGCAGACGGACUUUGUGACCUGAUGAUCACCACGGAGGAUAGGUUGACUCAGUUCUCACGAAGCAGACCCACUCGACAAUCCUUCUUACUCGUCCGUCCCUGGUAUCGUUAUCUCCUCGAGCUGCCUGACCUUCCAGACGAGAUGCAGAGCGUGGAUAAAUGGUGUGACUCUGAAUCACAGUCAUCACAUUCAUCACAUUCAUCCCAUGGAGAACAGUGGUCGGAUCGUCCGGAGUCUGACUCGCGUGCGUUACGAUUACUGUUUCGUCUUGGACAACCUUUUGCCGCAUUUUUGCUAGCGCAGCAACGCGGUGAAGAAUACAAGAGAAUUGCGUCAGACUGUGACAUUAUUGCACAAGUCAAAGACGUCACUUCUGUUCACGGUAUGGACGUUAAGACGUUAGAGAUACUGUAACUGUGCAGACAUGUAAAGAGUUUCAAGUUUGCGGUAAUUACCUGCAGAAUAUGAUGUUUCAGGUCAUGUACAGUUCAAGUGUAACUAUAUGCGGAACCAAUGUUUUUUCUAUGUAAAACAACGGAAAUUUUGCGACACUGCUA
Molecule: messenger RNA, 978 nt
Organism: Suillus fuscotomentosus
Lineage: Eukaryota; Fungi; Basidiomycota; Agaricomycetes; Boletales; Suillaceae
Exons: 1
Coding region: 305-835 (176 amino acids)
Source: RefSeq, a predicted model, not a curated record